GCGGGGCAGCAUGGCGGCCGCGGCUGCAGGAGCUGGGGACUCGGCUCCCGGCGGCGGCCCAGCGGCCGUGCGGCUACCGCGGUCGCCGCCGUUCAAGGUCCUGGCGGAGCAGCUGCGGCGCGACGCGGAGGGCGACCCGGGUGCGUGGCGGCUGUCGCGGGCGGCGGCGGGCCGCCGGCCCCUGGAGUUGGUGACCGUGUGGAUGCAGGGCACGGUGGUGGCGGCGGGCGGCGACCAGGCGCGGCUGCGGGACCCGAGCGGGGCCUUCUCAGUGCGCGGCCUGGAGCGAGUGCCGCGCGGGCGGCCCUGCCUAGUCCCAGGAAAGUACGUGAUGGUAAUGGGAGUGGUGCAGACGUGUAGCCCCGAGCCGUGCCUUCAGGCUGUGAAGAUGACAGACCUCUCCGAUAACCCCAUCCACGAAAGCAUGUGGGAGCUAGAAGUGGAAGAUUUACACAGGAAUAUUCCUUAGAUGACAUUGGAACCCUUGCUAAUAACAACCGAAGUCCUAAAAAAAUAAAAAAAUAAACAACCGAAAUCAUGAAACAAUUUAGGUUCUUAUACCAUGUAGAUUUCACAGAUAGCAUUCCAUGUACAUUUCUCAUAAGUUUCUCCAAGAGUUUUGCUUUGGUUGACCAAGGAGUCCAGAGGUAGGAUUUCUAAGCACUGGGACACUUCACUUAACUCAGCCCUCGAUGCCCCUUGCUUUGAUGACUAUUUGCAGAUGAAAAGCAGAUGUGUGCUCCGUUGUU
Molecule: messenger RNA, 749 nt
Organism: Neomonachus schauinslandi (Hawaiian monk seal)
Lineage: Eukaryota; Metazoa; Chordata; Mammalia; Carnivora; Phocidae
Gene: RMI2
Product: RecQ mediated genome instability 2
Exons: 2
Coding region: 11-469 (152 amino acids)
Biological process (GO): negative regulation of double-strand break repair via homologous recombination; DNA repair; maintenance of rDNA
Cellular component (GO): nuclear speck; cytosol
Source: RefSeq, a predicted model, not a curated record